Messenger RNA from Neodiprion fabricii, 2502 nucleotides. RefSeq names its product ubiquitin-conjugating enzyme E2 Q2. Gene Ontology annotation, molecular function: ubiquitin conjugating enzyme activity. The record is from RefSeq and is a predicted model, not a curated record. Gene Ontology annotation, cellular component: nucleus. NCBI's taxonomy places the organism in Eukaryota, Metazoa, Arthropoda, Insecta, Hymenoptera, Diprionidae. Gene Ontology annotation, biological process: protein polyubiquitination. The transcript has 6 exons. Bases 147 to 1295 code for a protein of 382 amino acids.
GAGUUGCCGAAAGCAUUGAAAGCUCAGUUAAGUCGCGGUCGCCAUUUUCUCGGGAGUAAUCUGUCUGUCGUGUUUUUGAUCCUGAAGUGUUUUUCGAAAGAAUAUCUGCUGAAAAUUAGGGCCCAUCUCUCACGGGCGUCCGUCAAAUGGCUUGCUUGAACACUUUAAAACAAGAAAUUAAAACUCUCGAGUCCGUGUUUCCCAAGAGCCAUGAAAGAUUUCAGAUAAUGUCUGCGAGUGUCGACGAGCUCAGCUGCAGGUUCGUCGGUAAAAAUGGGAAGAAAUACGACAUUCACGCCAAUAUUACAGAAACCUACCCUUCUACGCCACCGGUUUGGUUUGCGGAAUCGGAGGAAACGAGCGUGACAAAUGCAGUACAAAUUCUAAGUAACACAACGGGACGGGAUAACCAUGUAAUUAAUCAGGUGGGAAUACUUCUGAAAGAAUUAUGCCGCUUGCACUCGUUGCCUGAACCACCUGAUGUCGAGCGACUAAGAACAGCCCUAGACCCGCUUCGGCUAGGUGGAGCAGCUGCUGCUGCGCAAAGAAUGGAAGCUGAGGAUGUGGAAGAUAUUGAAGACGACGAAGAAAGCGAGACUGAAGAGGACCUUCAUUUAGAUAUGGAUGAGGGAGAAGCCAAUGCCAAAAGCAAGGGUGAUGAGAUGGACCUUGAGCAUCUGGCGACACUGGAAAGGUUGAGACAAAAUCAGAGACAAGAUUAUUUAAAAGGAUCAGUAUCGGGUAGUGUCCAAGCUACAGAUCGACUUAUGAAAGAACUGCGUGACAUAUACCGAAGUGAUAGUUUCAAGAAAGGAAUGUACAGCAUAGAACUUGUUAAUGAUAGCUUGUAUGAGUGGAAUAUAAGGUUAAUGUGUGUCGACCCUGAUUCACCGCUUCACAAUGAUCUUGUUCUUCUCAAAGAAAAAGAGGGCAAAGACAGUAUUCUUCUCAACAUGCUCUUUAAGGAAACGUACCCAUUCGAACCACCUUUUGUGCGAGUUGUUCAUCCGAUAAUUUCGGGUGGCUACGUACUGGUAGGUGGUGCGAUUUGUAUGGAAUUGUUAACGAAGCAAGGAUGGAGUUCGGCAUACACGGUAGAGGCCGUUAUAAUGCAGAUUUCUGCAACGUUGGUAAAAGGAAAGGCACGCAUACAGUUCCAAGGAGCAGGUGGUGGAGGAAAAGUUUGUGGCAACCAGGGCCAAUAUAGUCUCGCACGUGCACAGCAGUCCUUUAAGUCCCUCGUACAGAUACACGAAAAAAAUGGCUGGUUCACACCACCGAAAGAGGAUGGCUAAUAAAAAAAAACAAAAAAAAAACGAACUAACGUAAUAAAAAAACAUCAAGCGAUUACACGACGCGUGCUUACAGCUGAGACUUUAAUUCGGUGUGUGCCCAAUAAAUAAUUGUUAUGAUAAUGAUUUGAUACACAACCACAACAUUAACUAGGUAACUUUUAAGAUACUGAUUAAUCUUAUGCAUAACUUCUUUCAUCGCUAAUAUGGCUGACGCGCAAACAGUGAAGUGUUUGGGACUCAUGCGAUACGUGUCUUGUACACACAGAUAUUGAAGCUAACAGCAUAAGCAGUUGUUAGAUGUAGCAUUUCGAGAGCCACAGUUGAUUGGUCUCCGAGGAAGUUAACAGAGACCCUCUAUUGCAUGUAUAAGUACAGUGCAUGUAUGUUAUAAUUUCAUGCGAUUUAUUCUUCCAUCGAAUUAUAUUACUUGGUCCGUAACAACUAUAGCAGGAGGUACUUUAUUUAUUACUCCUUUAAAAAGAAAUGUCGACAAUUAUAAUAGUAUUUGGAGGAUCAAGAGUAACCUGAAAGAUAUACAUUCUUUGCUGUUAGAAUUGACAUCUGUGCUUGUAUGUCCGUAUUUCGGAAUGAUGUGCAUUGACUUGUUUCAUUCUUUGUGAAACAUCUUGUACUUUCUCGGUAAAUUAUAUGAUAUUUUAUGAAAUUCUCCAGUGCAACUAUAUUACAUAACUUUUAAAGUAGUGGAAAACAAACGAAGUCCAAAAUGAAAUUGCCAAAUUUCAUCAUGAGAUCGAACUCUUGUAUGUAUUUAUUAUGACUAUAAAUUUAGACUGUGCUUCACUGCAAGCCAGCUACCACCUAUUGCGGAGGUGAAAACAAUUUGACCCAGGCCGGUGUUCUAAGUGCAAAAGGAAUUGGGCCAUGUCUUGUAUAAAAGAUCCAAAGUUUAUUGAUAGGUAGCGUGUAAUCGAAUAAUGAGCUCCAAACUGCCCUUUGCACAGUUGUAUUUAGAUUUCUUUACAGAUGUACUAUAUAAAUUUGCGUAAAUUAGGUACUUAUUGUUGUUGAAUUAUUUUUAUAUGUUGAGUGAAAUUAAACAUCAUGUGAAAUCGAAUAUUCUAAAAUCUGGGGAUGUGUAAAAAAAUUAAAAACUAUGGUCGGAUGGAUAAAAUGGCCAAGUUGCAUAAUGCUAAUCAUUUUAAAGCCUGGAUCUUUUUUGCACAAUACGGUCCAAUUAUUUUGCAGG